Molecule: messenger RNA, 438 nt
Organism: Linum tenue
Lineage: Eukaryota; Viridiplantae; Streptophyta; Magnoliopsida; Malpighiales; Linaceae
Source: the annotation of a GenBank genome assembly
AUGGCAGUGGCCAUGCGCGAAGACGAUUUGGACGAUGAAGUUCCGGAGGAUGAUGAUCCCAAUUGCCCCAUGAUUUUAUUUACGGCGAUGGAAAAACAAAGAUGGAGGCGCAAAUGGCGAUCUGCCCUAAUUGUUACUGUUUUCUUACGUACGUUCCCGUAUCCAGUUAUUACGCGCAGUAUAAGAUUGAAGGGAUCGCCUAUUAUAUUGAAUUCGAAGGUCUCCACCGGAUAUGCUCAGAGUGGGAAGUAUGGUCAUUCGAAAAUGGCUUGUCCUAAGCUGGCACCGAAAACAGGAGUAGAGGUCCCACCAACCUCCCCACCUGAGGAACCAGUGCCACAGAGACCCCUCUAUGGGGAAUGGAUGGUGGUGAAGCCCAGAGGAAGGAACGUGACUAGGCAGCAACAUUUUGUUACAAACCAGGCAACGAACCAGUAG